Molecule: messenger RNA, 2089 nt
Organism: Cucumis sativus (cucumber)
Lineage: Eukaryota; Viridiplantae; Streptophyta; Magnoliopsida; Cucurbitales; Cucurbitaceae
Product: D-xylose-proton symporter-like 3, chloroplastic
Exons: 14
Coding region: 55-1812 (585 amino acids)
Biological process (GO): transmembrane transport
Cellular component (GO): membrane
Molecular function (GO): transmembrane transporter activity
Source: RefSeq, a predicted model, not a curated record
GGAGCAAUCAAAGGUGUCCACAAGAUUCUCAACACUCAAUAGAUAAAACAUCCAAUGACAUGCAGCAGUUUGCCAUGUCCAAAUUCAUCUUUCUUUCUCUGCGAUCGCUCUGCCAUUUCCAUGGCAUUUUCUUUGCCCAUUCGACCUCUCUUCACUCCUAAGCCCUCUCAUUCAUACACGCGUAAAGCCCAUUUGAAGGCUUCCCAAGUUCUCUUCUCCUCUACUCCCACUACCCCAUUGCUAGUUUCAUCAUUCACUGCCAAUUUAGAGGCCUCAUUCCAUAACCCAAUUUCUUCUUCCUCUGUUUCUAAGCUCAGACUCAUUCCCAAGGUUGGUGGUGAUCGGGCUGAUUAUUCAUCUGGGGAGGAAGAAACCAAGUCGGUUGAUUCCGAAGCAGCCAACGAAGAAGAGUUUUCUUGGUCUUCUGUCAUUUUGCCGUUCUUGUUCCCUGCCUUGGGAGGUUUGUUGUUUGGAUAUGACAUUGGUGCCACAUCUGGAGCUACUCUCUCAUUGCAGUCGCCAGAGCUUAGUGGUACCAGUUGGUUUAACCUCUCUGCCGUUCAACUUGGUCUUGUGGUUAGUGGCUCUCUGUAUGGAGCACUUCUUGGUUCCCUCCUUGUGUACCCAAUUGCAGACUUUCUCGGACGAAGGAGGGAAUUAAUUAUAGCAGCUGGACUAUAUGCAAUUGGUAGCCUUACCACUGCUUAUAGCCCUGAUCUGGGGUUUCUUCUGGCAGGAAGACUUCUCUAUGGCCUUGGCAUUGGUCUGGCCAUGCAUGGAGCUCCACUUUAUAUAGCCGAAACAUGUCCAUCCAAGAUUCGAGGAACUUUAGUAUCUCUGAAGGAGCUGUUUAUAGUGCUAGGAAUUUUGAUGGGGUAUUUAUUUGGCAGUCUUCAGAUUAAUGCGGUUGGAGGAUGGCGAUAUAUGUAUGGACUUAGUGCACCAGUUGCUUUCAUGAUGGGAUUAGGAAUGUGGCUUCUCCCACCAUCGCCUCGUUGGUUACUCCUCAGGGCCGCUCAAGGUAAAGCGCCUUCACAGGAUUCUAAAGAGGAAGCCAUUGCGGCCUUGAGUAAACUUAGAGGACGACCUCCUGGUGAUAAAGUAUCUGAGAAGCAAAUAGAAGAAACGUUUCUCUCCCUGAAAUCUGCCUAUUCAGAGCAGGAAUCUGAAGGGAGUAUUUGGGAGGUCCUUCAAGGCCCUAGUUUGAAAGCUUUCAUAAUUGGUGGAGGUUUGGUUCUUUUUCAGCAGAUAACUGGACAGCCGAGUGUUCUAUAUUAUGCAGGUCCCAUUCUUCAGAAUGCAGGAUUUGCUGCUGCCACUGACGCCACCAGAGUCUCAGUUGUUAUUGGGGUGUUUAAGUUGCUAAUGACGUGGGUAGCUGUGCUAAAAGUUGAUGAUCUUGGAAGAAGGCCUUUGCUCAUUGGAGGUGUUAGUGGAAUUGCACUUUCCUUGCUUCUUCUUUCGGCCUACUACAAAUUUCUUGGUGGGUUCCCCAUUGUUGCUGUAGGUGCCCUGCUUUUGUAUGUAGGAUGUUACCAGAUAUCCUUUGGACCAAUCAGUUGGCUUAUGGUGUCUGAAAUAUUUCCACUUCGAACAAGAGGGAAAGGAAUCAGUCUUGCAGUUCUUACUAACUUUGGUUCAAAUGCUAUUGUCACAUUUGCAUUUUCACCUCUAAAGGAAUUGCUUGGAGCAGAAAACCUUUUCCUUCUUUUUGGUGCCAUUGCAUUGCUUUCACUUCUUUUUGUAGUUCUCAAAGUUCCCGAGACCAAAGGUCUAAGUUUGGAAGAUAUAGAAUCCAAAAUCUUGAAGUGAUAUAAACCCAAUGACCAAUUUUCCUUUCAUGAGAUGUCAGUAAUAAACAUUUGUUUGCAGCAGUUGAAUUGCCUAACUUUUACAGAAUCACCGCAACAUAUUUCUCGCUUGGAGACGCUGACACGACUGGGAUCUGUUGAAUAUGUAAAUAUAAAGUGGCUACAAAACAACUGUCUCAAAUUGAAUAAGUGUACACAUGCUUUUCUCCCUUCUUGAAAUAUGUAUUUCUAAAUGUUCUUACCAUUAUGGUUGAUAUCCACAUCUUUGUUUUGUAUAU